Messenger RNA from Rotaria sp. Silwood1, 1413 nucleotides. The record is from the annotation of a GenBank genome assembly. NCBI's taxonomy places the organism in Eukaryota, Metazoa, Rotifera, Eurotatoria, Philodinida, Philodinidae.
AUGCAUUUAUAUAUGCGCACUAUAGUGAGUGACCGUACAAACGUUGAUAUUGUUAUUCCAACAAAAGAACAAACACAUCUUGAAGCUUAUAAACAGUGGCGUGAACGAGCUGAUUCAAAAGUUUGUUGUGAUUAUGGUUUACAUAUUGGUAUUACACAUUGGAAUGAACAAGUUGCAAAAGAUAUGGAAAUACUUUCGAAAGAAAAAGGUAUUAAUUCAUUCAAAGUUUUCAUGGCUUAUUCAGAUAAUUUUAUGUUACAUGACGAUGAAAUAUUUCAAAUAUUUUCAAAAUGUCGUGAACUUGGUGCCAUUGCAAUGGUACAUGCUGAAAAUGGUUCACUUGAAGCUGAAGCUACAAAUCGAGCUAUUACUAUUGCUGAACAAUCUCGAUGUCCUCUUUAUGUUACACAUGUAAUGAGUAAAACAGCAGCUGAUAAAGUACAAGAAGCACGAUUAGCAGGUCAAGUGGUAUUUGGUGAAUCUAAUGUUGCAAGUUUAGGUACUGAUGGAUCACAAUAUUUUAAUAAAUGUUGGCGUCAUGCAGCUGCUCAUGUUAUGUCUCCACCUCUUCGUAAUGAUUCAACAACAGGACAUUAUCUUAUGGAUCUUUUGGCUAAUGGUUCAUUAUCAACAACUGCUACUGAUCAUUGUACGUUUAACGUAAAUCAAAAAGCUUUAGGCAAAGAUGAUUUUCGAAAAAUUCCAAAUGGUACUAAUGGUAUUGAAGAUCGUUUAUCAGUUAUUUGGACUAAAGGUGUUGAAACAGGCAAACUUGACAUAAAUCAAUUUGUUGCUAUAACAAGUUCUAAUGCAGCACGUAUUUUUAAUAUGUAUCCAAAAAAAGGUCGUAUUGCAGUUGGUUCUGAUGGUGAUUGUUUAAUAUGGGAUCCACAAGCAACAAAAACAAUAUCUGUUUCAACACAUCAUCAAGCAUGUGAUUUUAAUAUAUUCGAAGGUUUUCAAUGUCAUGGUUUACCUGUAAUAACUAUUGUUGCUGGUAAAAUUGCUUAUGAAAAUGGACAAUUACAUGUUAUACAAGGUUCAGGCAAAUAUAUUGAAACAACAUGUUUUACUGAUUAUAUUUAUCAAAAAUUAAAUAAACGAGAACAACUUCGUGAACAACUUAUCAAACAACAAAAGAUUGAACGUGAACCAUAUACAGGUGAAGUUAUCGAUGUAAAUAAAUCAGUUUCAAAUGGUGAUUCGAAAACAAGUCCAAAAAAUCAAACAAUACAUAAUAAUCAUGAAUUACCAGCUGCUGGUUUUCAUAAUCGACCAGCAACACGUGCUGGAGCAAGAAAUCUAUUUGAUUCAAGUUUUAUGCUAUCAGGUGAACAAUGGGAUGAUGGAAAUCUUCGAAAAACAACACGUGUUCAACAACCACCAGGUGGACAAUCAAAAGGAUUAUGGUGA